Molecule: messenger RNA, 2124 nt
Organism: Dentiscutata heterogama
Lineage: Eukaryota; Fungi; Glomeromycota; Glomeromycetes; Diversisporales; Gigasporaceae
Source: the annotation of a GenBank genome assembly
AUGCCCGGAACCGAGAUGCUAAAUGAAUCAUUUGGAGCAAAUGAGCAGGAAGGUUUACCAACGGAUGCAGCAAGUUUUCUACCUUUGAUGCUCCAAGCUCAGGAUCUUAUUAGUAAACUCGAAAGUCGAGUAUUUGAAUUGGAAAAUGACCUUGAGACCAUAAAUGAAGCUCAUGAACAUGAACGAGAUCAAUUACUCCAAGAAAUUGGUGAGAAAGAUGAAUAUAUUCAUAAUUUAAAAACCAAAGCUAGUCGUCUUGAGUUUGGAGCUCGGGAGGCCAUAAUUGUUCUAGCAAGAACUGUAGAAAUGCUUAAAGCACAAAGCCUUGAAGAAGAAGAAGAAAUUAGCAAAGACGAUGACGAUAAUGCUACAGCAGUAGAAUCAAAUGAUUUGGAGGGACAAUUCCUAGAUAGUAUUAAAUUAUGUUUAAAUUAUUUAAAAUGUACCCAAAAUAAUCAACAAGCACCAAAAAAUCCAAAAAAAUCGUUACCACAAGUACGGCGUGAUUCGAAACUUCAACCAUCUAAUGACGAUGACUAUGAAUCUGAUCACAGGAUUGAAAUUAUUGCCCCGCAACAUAACCCUCUACCUAAUAAUGUUAUACCUAAUCACGUUGUACAAAAGGAGGAGGUAAAUGACGAUGUAGAAAAUGAUAUAAAUAAUAAACUUACAGUCCACCAUGAUAAUUCUAGGAGGGAAUCUUUUAGUAGUAGUCAAAUUUCGCUGGACGAUAUGCCUAAUCUCGAUGAAUAUGAUUUAGAUGGUUCAGAGGACAUUGCAGAUUUUGAUAUUCCUAUUCCAAGAGGGUCAGUUGACAGUGCAUUCGAAGAAGAGCUUGCGCGACGUCAAGAAUAUUUAAUCAACAUCUGUCCCAAUUGUAAUACAUUGCUCUCUCAAGUUGAUCAACAUGUUGAGGAGCGCGCUUAUCUUAAACGUGAUCUUUCUGCGUUAGCAUUAUCUCUUGCGGAAGAACAAUCUCUUCGGUCUCAAAUUCAGAAUAAUAAAGAGAGUUUAGAACGGGAAAUAGAUGAAUGGAUAAACGCCAUGUUUGAGAAAGUUAAUCAGAUGGUAUUUGAUGAGGCCAAUACACGUGAAGAGUUAGAAUGCUUAAACAGGGAGACUAAAGGCAAAAUGGAUAAUUCAUUGAAAUCAUCUGAAAGUAGGCAGGAUCGAUUAAGAGAAAUGAAAUUAUUAUUGGUCCAUUUAGAUUCCGCCAAACAAAGGCAGAGUGUACCGACACAAAAUGGAGCUCCACUAAACAGAAAUUCUAUUGUCCGUCGAAGUUUACUAUCCAAUUCUCCGGCAAAUAGUCCAAGAGCAAGCAGGAUAUUCGGUCACAUGUCUCCUAAUAUAUUUUCAAGUCAAUUUUCGGAUGAAAUAACGUUUUCUAAGGGCAGAAAUAUUUACAUUGAUAGUAUAGUUUUUGAAGAAUUCCAAGAAUAUGUGAAGUCGCUUACAAACUCCCCAACUCCUGUGAAUUCUAAUCCUACACAUCCAUUUAUGAAGCGUUGCAUGAGUGAAGAUAUCCAACCAUGCUUAUUCGAAGGACACGCAGGAUGGAAAUCACCAUUUUAUAAGAGACGUUUAUUAGAUGCUAUUAUGAAAAAUCAAUGCGAAAUUCAAAAAAUACAUUAUAAUUCAAACUCUGUUCCAAGUAUAUCUGAGACCAGCCAAAUCAGCAGUUCAACAUCGAACACACGGUCGAACAAUUAUAAUGAACCGCCACCAGCACCAAAACUUAAAUGUGGUCUUUGUGGUCAACAUAGAAGUUGUGAUUUCCGCAUGCGAAUUUCUGGACCUGAUGCUGCAGUGCCACCAAUGACAGCUAUGACCCCAUCAUCCCGAUUUUCUGUUACAGGAAGCCCGGGAUGGAUUCCACUUGAUAGAUUCUGUCGAGAUCGUGUUGUUGCCGUUUGUGAUUUUUAUACCUAUAUUUCACAUUUACGUAAAGGAUUAUUUGCAAAUUCACCAGUAUGGGGAAUGUAUAAGCAAUGUCUUAAAUACCGCAGAAGAAUGAGCAUGGCGCGCGUUAGUAGCGUUAGUAUGUUUGAAGAGGAGGAUGCCAUUAUUAAUGAAUGCUUAAACAAUUCUGAAAUGGAAGGAAUGGUCGUACUUGUGAAUUAG